ACUUGGCUUGCUCCUUGGGGCAGGGGUAAAGGAGGGCUUGCUGUGACUUGCCCGGGACCACACCCUCUCAUGAGGUGACAGAGGACUCAGAGCAGAGAGAGCUUCCUCAAACCAUGACAGCGCGCUACCGAGUCCCGGAAUUGACUGAAAUAUUUCUGAGUGAACUCAAAUCCUCAAAUCCAAAGUAAAGGGGAAGUAAGAAGGGAGAAAUGUCAGCUCUCUGCUAAGUGACCUGUCAGUACUCUGAAGACAGCAAGAAGAGAACAUCUCUGAAGGGGGGCAUCAUCCCCUGAUUCUUAACACAAAAGAAAAAGAGGAAUUUUUCUUCAGCAAAUCAUAAAAAAUAAAUCUACAACCUUUGGAGACCCAGGAACGCUACCCAACCUCUCCUCGGCGUGUUUUGUAACCAGCACACAGGAGAGUCACCUAUAUGGAGUGAUUGAAUUGUCUUCCACUUCUGCCUCAAGUGUAUCACACAGGUGUCUCUGCUGCCUUGUUCACGCUCCUUUCGUGUUCCGAGGUGGCGCUCCAGUCCUCCUUGGCUCUAAAUUGUUGGCUUCCUUCCUCUGUCCUAAGCAUCUGCCUCCAUGGAUCACGCACUGAGGCAGGGAGUACCACACCUCAUGCUCUCUCGGCUGCUGGUGCUGGCUGGCCUUUUGUACUUGGCUUCAGGCAGGCAGGUGACCAAGGCAGUGAGAGAAGCAGUGAUGUUGUCCUGUGAGUAUAACAUUUCUGUUAACGAGCUGGAGAGAGUUCGUGUCUACUGGCAAAAAGAUAGACAAGUGGUGCUGAGUAUCACAUCUGGGAGAACAGAAGUGUGGACUGGGUAUGAAAACCGGACCACCCUUGACAUCCCUAAUAAUCUUUCCCUGGUGAUCCUGACCCUGCGCCUGUCAGACAGGGGCACUUACUCCUGUGUCGUUCAGAAGCCUGAAAAAAAUGGCUUCAAACUGCAACACCUGUCUUCAGUCAUGCUCUCCAUCAGAGCUGACUUCCUUGUCCCUAGUAUAACUGACCUUGGAAAUCUAUCUACUAACAUUAAAAGGAUACUAUGCUCAACUUCUGGAGGUUUUCCUAAGCCUCGCCUCUCCUGGUUGGAAAAUGGAGAAGAGAUAGAUGCCACCAACACAUCCAUUUCCCAGGAUCCCCUGACAGAGCUGUUCACUGUCAGCAGUGAACUGGAUUUCAACAUGACAAGCAAUCACAGCUUCAAGUGUCUCAUCAAGUAUGGAGAUACAACAGUGUCGGAGACAUUCAGCUGGCAGAAACCCCAGCAGCAAGAUGGUCGUGAUAAUCCCAAUAAUCAGCUCUCGGUGUGGAUGAGUUUCCUGACUGCAGUAUCUGUGUUUCUUGUCAUCGCACUUGGGGCCCUGGCCUGCAACAGGUUUGCCCCGAGAUGGAGAGAGAGAAGAAGAAACGAGGCAAGACUGCAAAUACGGACGAUCUAUAGCGAACCAGAGAGGCAACGAGCUGAACAGAAUGUCUGAAGGUCCUGCCUGUAUCUGUGAUGACUUCUUCUAGAAACUUCUUCAGACAGCCAGGAUGAUCCUGCCUGCGCUCUAGGACAAAACUCUACCCUUCUGUGCUCUGCAUAAGCAAACUAGUGGAAUAUUGCAUGGGCACCACAGUAGCCCCGGUGACCUUGACAAGCAGGACUUAGAAGUGAAGAGUUCCUGUCCAGAAGGGAGAAUACUAAGGCCCAGGGAGAGGGCUUAUAUUGUGAAGGCCAGAGCCAGAACACAGAUUUCCUGGUGCUCUUUCCCUUCUUCAGUGAAUCACCCAAAACAGAGUCCUUAAGAGAUAAUACAAAUGGUACCAUUCAGCCCCCAAAGCAAUAGAGAUUGGAGAGGGAGAGUUUAAAUAAAUAUUCACAGUCUAUGGUUCAUAUUGGACUGAUAACCUCUUUAAACAGCUUGAGGCUAGUAUGGUCUCAUUUGUGAAACACUCAUGAGAAAGUUCUCAUGUAAGAUGAGAUAAGUUUUUUACUGUGUAUGUACUGGGUAGUAAGCGGUCUUCAGAAAUAAGUGAUGGAGUUGAUUUCAGGGCUCCUUAGACCUCUUUUCUAUUUCUGGAUCCUCUAACAUCAGCAGAGAAUUGAAAAGAAAGAAGCAGACAACUGCUGUUCCUGUGUUAUUCCCGAUUCUUUUUCUGAAAAGGCCUUCCACAACUAGUGGACUAGGAGGGGACCCAACCUAAACCGGGACAAGAUACUCUCAUCUGAAAACAUGUGGUUGGACAGGAAGUUUCUCAAAUGUGGCUGGAUUUAAAAUGUUUCAUUUUGGUAGCUGUAAGGGGGACAGAUUCUGCUCUACAGCAUAAGAAAUGAAGGUAUGGUUUUUUUUGUUUUGUUUUGUUUUGUUUUUUGGUACUGGGGAUCAAACUCGGGUCCUUGCACUUGCGAGGCAGGCAGCGGAACCACUGAGCUAAAUCCCCGGCCCGAAAUGAAGGUAUGGUUUGAAAUGGUUCUGCUCAGAACUAAGUCACUGAACUUCUAAGUCAAGAACUUAAAGCAAGAAAAACAAACACCAUAAAACCCAGGAACUACAGCAUGGAAUUAAGAUUCAUAAUUCUUAGACAUAAUCAAAACAACACCUGAAAAAGAAUUACUCAUAAAGUUAAGCCUAAG
Messenger RNA from Heterocephalus glaber (naked mole-rat), 2626 nucleotides. The record is from RefSeq and is a predicted model, not a curated record. Lineage: Eukaryota; Metazoa; Chordata; Mammalia; Rodentia; Bathyergidae.